Molecule: messenger RNA, 1828 nt
Organism: Gossypium arboreum
Lineage: Eukaryota; Viridiplantae; Streptophyta; Magnoliopsida; Malvales; Malvaceae
Exons: 6
Coding region: 56-1027 (323 amino acids)
Molecular function (GO): oxidoreductase activity; zinc ion binding
Source: RefSeq, a predicted model, not a curated record
ACCGUGCAAUAAUUGAAAUUAAUAAGAAAGGUUGAGUCCAGUUUCAAGUACAUACAUGGAAGCUCUGUUGUGCAAGAGAUUGGGUGAUCCAACAUCCUCAUCUGAGCCACCAAUUGAGUUAACCCAGAACCAUCCGAUCCCGAAGUUGGACUCACCCACAGCAGUAAGAAUCAAAAUUAAAGCCACCAGCUUGACCUUCGCUACUUACCUUAAGAUACUAGGCAAAUACCAGGAGAAGCAUCCCUUGCCUUUCAUCCCAGGCUCCGAUUAUGCCGGCACUGUCGAUGCCGUUGGCCCUUCCGUUACUAAAUUUAAGGUUGGUGAUUAUGUUUGCGAUGUUUCCCCCAUAGGCUCCUUCGCUUCCUUCAUCGUCCAAGACCAGUCCCGACUGUUUGAAGUGCCCAAAGGAUGUGAUCUGGUGGCAGCUGCUGGUCUUCCUGUUGCCUUUGGGACCUCGCAUUUAGCCCUUGUUCAUAGGGCUAACUUGACUUCUUCUCAGGUAUUGCUGGUUCUUGGUGCCGCUGGAGGCGUUGGCCUUGCUGCUGUUCAAAUCGGCAAGACUAGUGGCGCGGUUGUCAUUGCUGUUGCAAGGGGAGAUGAAAAGGUUCAGCUUUUAAAGUCCUUGGGUGUCGAUCAUGUGGUAGACUUGAUGAAUCAAGAUGUAACCGUGAGUAUAAAGGAGUUCCUCAAGUCAAGGAACCUCAAAGGGGUUGAUGUUCUCUAUGAUCCUGUUGGUGGCAACCUUGCUAAAGAAACUAGGAAGCUCUUGAAUUGGGGUGCUCAGAUUCUUGUCAUUGGAUUCAUCCCAGCUAAUAUCAUUCUUGUUAAGAAUUGGACAGUUCAUGGGUUCUAUUGGGGUAGCUAUAGAAUACAUCAACCGGCUGUGCUCGAGGAUUCAGUCCGGGAGUUACUCUCAUGGAUGGAAAAGGGCUUGAUUACUGUUCACAUUUCUCAUACUUACAGCCUAUCCAAGGCAACCUUGCAUUCUCUGCAAUUAAAGAUAGAAAAGCAAUUGGGAAAGUUAUGAUUGUAUUUGAUGAUUUGGGAACUGUAAGAUCUAAGCUUUAAUGUUUAUAAUCCUUUAUAGAUCUGUUUGGUACAAAAGAAAAUGUAAGUUCAUAUGACAUUAGAAGAAGAAAAAGAACUUGAAAAAUUGCGUAUACCGUAUGUUCUUGUUCAGUAUAUCUAACCUCUCCAUAAAUGCUGUUAAAUAGUGCUUGAAUGAAAAUAGGAGGGAAAACAAGCCCCCCAAAUGACCACACUCCUAGCUGCUGGGAAGGGUGAAGCCCCCACAAGAUUCAAGUUUAACCCAAACUUAGACCACAAAAAUUAUUAUUCCGAAGCUUAGUCUUCAUCCUAUAAAAAAAUGGCUGGAGUUCGGCAUCAAGUGAAGCUCAUGGUUGCAAGGGGAUGGCGGUCAGUUGUUCCACAGCCAAGGAAUUGACCACCACCAUAACAAUAAUCAAGAACUAAGGCUUAAAACCCCGAGGACUCAACCACUCAAGAUCUUUGCUUGGAGAUCCGAGUGAUGGUAGGGUGGGUCACUAGCUAACCUCCAGUGCAGCAAUGGAGAAACCAACAACAGGUCGCCGGAGGGCCUUUCCAACCAAUAGAGCGAGUGAAAUAGAGGUGUUUGAGGUAACAAAAGUGUCAAAAUAUCAAAAAUUUGAGCAACAGAGGAACAGAGCCCUUUCCGGAAGAAUUGACUAAUGCCGGCAUCGAUGCUCUCCACCUUGAGAUUGUAAAACAAGAUAGAAGUAUAGGGACUUCCUAGAGAGAAAGAAGAAUACUUUUUUAAGGAAAGAAAUUAUAUUCAAUCCUUAAACAA